This is a messenger RNA of Aspergillus candidus, 606 nucleotides long. RefSeq names its product Rpp14/Pop5 family protein. The record is from RefSeq and is a predicted model, not a curated record. Gene Ontology annotation, biological process: tRNA 5'-leader removal. Bases 1 to 606 code for a protein of 201 amino acids. Gene Ontology annotation, cellular component: ribonuclease P complex. Gene Ontology annotation, molecular function: ribonuclease P RNA binding. The transcript has 2 exons. NCBI's taxonomy places the organism in Eukaryota, Fungi, Ascomycota, Eurotiomycetes, Eurotiales, Aspergillaceae.
AUGGUCCGCGUCAAACACCGCUACCUCCUCGUCGAAAUCCUCUACCCAGAGCCCGCCUCCUGGGCCGCCACCAAACCGCCCAGCAAAGCGGGCUCGACCGCGCAGACCCAAGCGCAGCUGCGCAUCCACUCGCCCACCUCCGACGCGUUAACCCCGAGCGUGUUGGCCCGGAUGCUGAGGGAGGAAGUCGAUAAUAUGUUUGGGGACUGGGGUGUUGGGCGAUUGGGCGGUGGCAAUGCCGGGGGUGUUAGUGUGAAAUAUCUCUCCCCCGCUACAUCAACAGCCAUCGUGCGGUGUCCUCGGGCGUCAUUCCGGCUUGUCUGGACGGCACUGUCUUACAUGUCUCGUGUGCCGGAGAUCGGGGCCCCGAAGGGAGCUCGAGGCGCGGUUCUUUCUCGCCCGUGCGUUUUCCGCGUGGUCAAGGUGUCGGGGACGAUGCGCAGGGCGGAGGAGGAGGCGAUUCGGCGGGCGAGGAGGGAGACGUUGCGGUUGAGGGGCGUGGAUGAGCAGGGUGUUUUGGGGGGGUUGGUUGGGGAGUUGGCGGGGGUUGACGAUGUGAUGGACGAUGAUGAGGAUGGCGAUGUUGGGAUGGAGAGUGAUGAUUGA